CAGCUCGUCUCCCGCUUUCCCAAAACAAGCAUGGCUUCCAGUGGAGCGGAGCUCAGGCGCCGAGGGAAGUGGGGGGCGGCGGGGGAAAUCGGCGGGGGAGAUGCUCCCGAAGCACAAAAGCCUUGCAGCCCUUCUAUUCCUGACUUGCAGCCCGGAACUUUUUGGCUCACGCGCCUGGUGCUCUUGCGCAGCACCGCCUUCAUUUACUGCGUGGCCUUUCUGGUGGCCUACCACCAAAACAAGGCCCUCAUUGGCGACAGAGGCCUCCUGCCUUGCAAGCUCUACUUGGAGGACGUCAAGCGCUACGCCAAGGGCAAGGUCAACCUGGACGCCUUGAGUUACGCCCCGACCGUCUUCUGGUUCUUAGACUGGUCAAACAUGGACGCUGCCCUGGAUGGCGUGGCUUUGGGCGGCUUGGCCCUUUCGGCUUUCGUCUUGAUCACCGCUUGCGCCAACAUGGUCCUCAUGGCCACCCUGUGGACACUCUACCUCUCGCUGGUCAACGUGGGGCAGAUCUGGUAUUCCUUUGGAUGGGAAUCCCAGCUUCUGGAAACAGGCUUUUUGGGAAUAUUCCUCUGCCCUUUAUGGACACUUUCCCGCUUGCCGAAAAACACGCCUCCUUCCCGCAUCAUCAUCUGGGCCUAUCGGUGGCUGAUUUUCAGGAUCAUGCUUGGAGCGGGCUUGAUCAAAAUCCGAGGCGACCGCUGCUGGAGAGCUCUGACCUGCAUGAACUACCAUUACGAGACCCAACCUGUGCCCAACCCCAUCGCCUACUACAUGCACCGCUCUCCGGAGGGUUUCCACCAGUUUGAGACGCUCUUCAACCACGUUAUUGAACUGGCCGUGCCCUUCUUGCUGUUCCUGGGUCGGCGCUUGUGCAUCCUUCACGGCUUGCUGCAAAUUCUCUUCCAGGUGCUCCUCAUCAUCAGCGGCAACCUGAGCUUCCUGAACUGGUUGACCAUCGUGCCCAGCAUCGCCUGCUUCGAUGACGCCUCUUUGGCCUUCCUGUUCAGCUCCAAGGAGAAAGGCACCAAAGCCCAAGUCCUGGAGAUUCAAGCCAAUGAAGCUGCAAGGAAAACGUCUCCUCUACCGUAUGGUUGCUACAUCCGGAGGGGACUGAACAUCUCCUUCGGGCUGUUGAUUGCCUUCCUCAGCGUCCCGGUGGUGGUCAACUUGCUGAGCUCCAAACAAGUCAUGAACACGUCCUUCAACCCGCUCCAGAUAGUCAACACUUACGGGGCCUUUGGGAGCGUCACUAAAGAAAGGACGGAGGUUAUCCUUCAAGGGACGUCCAGUUUGGAUCCCAACGACCCCAAUGCCGUUUGGGAAGAGUAUGAGUUCAAGUGCAAACCUGGAGACGUGCGCCGGAAGCCCUGCCUGGUCAGCCCUUACCACUAUCGCCUGGAUUGGCUGAUGUGGUUUGCUGCCUUCCAGACCUACGAACAGAACGAAUGGAUAAUUCAUUUAGCCGCGAAGCUUCUGGCCGACGAUAAAGAAGUCCUGUCUUUAAUGGCAACCAACCCGUUCGAAGGGAAAGGGCCACCAAGGUGGGUCCGAGGCGAGCAUUUCAGGUACAAGUUCAGCCGGCCGGGAGGGACGCACGCCGCAGACGGAAAGUGGUGGAUCCGGAAGAGGAUCGGGCCCUAUUUCCCGCCACUCAACCUGGAAGGGCUGAGGAAGUUCUUGAAGGCUCGAAACUGGCCACUCCCAAAGCAGAGCCUAAAACAAACCUGAUACAGUCCCAAAUCAUAUCCAAGGCCCAUUGGCUGCCUUGGACCCUGUUCCGUCAAUUCAGUUAUGUUUUUUACAUUAAAGUGCAUUUGGGAAGUUGUAUGUGCAAGUUGCAAAUCCGAGAUGCAAACAAGCUUACGGAUGAUCUGAAUAAUAAAAAUUGUAAACAAUA
Anolis carolinensis (green anole) is the source of this 1903-nucleotide messenger RNA. It is a transcript of the gene lmf1, whose product is annotated as lipase maturation factor 1. The transcript has 11 exons. Gene Ontology annotation, cellular component: endoplasmic reticulum membrane. NCBI's taxonomy places the organism in Eukaryota, Metazoa, Chordata, Lepidosauria, Squamata, Anolidae. Gene Ontology annotation, biological process: protein maturation. The coding region runs from base 31 to 1734 and encodes 567 amino acids. The record is from RefSeq and is a predicted model, not a curated record.